Trichogramma pretiosum is the source of this 1701-nucleotide messenger RNA. Its product is annotated as minor histocompatibility antigen H13. The record is from RefSeq and is a predicted model, not a curated record. Gene Ontology annotation, molecular function: aspartic endopeptidase activity, intramembrane cleaving. The coding region runs from base 71 to 1195 and encodes 374 amino acids. The transcript is spliced from 6 exons. Gene Ontology annotation, cellular component: lumenal side of endoplasmic reticulum membrane; membrane; cytoplasmic side of endoplasmic reticulum membrane. Lineage: Eukaryota; Metazoa; Arthropoda; Insecta; Hymenoptera; Trichogrammatidae. Gene Ontology annotation, biological process: membrane protein proteolysis.
GUUGUCAGCUCUCGCCUCUCCGUCCAGACUCCAAAGUUUUCAGUCGUGAUCGUGCGCCUCACGAGUCAAGAUGGCAGAUACGGUCAGUGAAAUCGUCGCCAAAGUCAAUGAAAAUAUUACGGAAAAUGCCGCGAAAAAUGCGACCAGCCAUCAGCCGGCCUCGACCGAGGGUAUGGCUAUUGCCUAUGGAAGCCUCGUCAUAAUGGCUAUUUUGCCAAUUUUCUUCGGUUCCUACCGGUCUGUCAAACAUCAACGUGAACAGCAGAAACACUUUGAGAGGAGUGGUGAAAAACCAGAGACAAUGAGUCAAAAAGAUGCUGCUAUGUUUCCUUUUAUUUCUAGUGCAGCACUUUUUGGACUCUACAUAUUUUUCCAGGUAUUUUCUAAAGAAUACAUCAAUUAUCUUUUAACUGGAUACUUCUUUUUCCUUGGAGUUUUGGCCCUUUCUCAUAUUUCAAGCCCACUCAUUACCUCCUUAAUGCCUGCGGCCAUUCCUAAGAAGGAUUAUCACUUACGUCUUAAAAGUGACAAUGAAGAUCUAAUAAAUUAUAAAUUUACUUCACAUGACAUUGUAUGUUUAGCAAUUUGCACAAUAAUUGGAGCUUGGUACCUAUUGAAAAAACACUGGAUUGCCAACAAUUUAUUUGGAAUUGCUUUUGCAAUUAAUGGAGUCGAAUUACUUCACUUGAAUAAAGUCAUCACAGGGUGUAUUUUAUUAUGUGGACUUUUUGUUUAUGAUAUAUUCUGGGUUUUUGGCACUAAUGUCAUGGUGACUGUAGCUAAAUCAUUUGAAGCUCCUAUUAAGCUUGUAUUUCCACAAGAUUUAUUAGAAAGUGGACUCAAUGGUAAAAAUUUUGCCAUGUUAGGAUUAGGUGAUAUCGUUGUGCCUGGAAUUUUCAUUGCCCUUCUGCUGAGGUUUGAUCACAGCCUCAAAAGGAAGUCGAAAACUUAUUUCUAUACAACUUUCUUUGCCUAUUUUAUGGGUUUACUGGUAACUUUGCUUGUUAUGAAAAUUUUUAACCAUGCACAACCGGCUCUGCUCUACCUAGUUCCUGCUUGUUUGGGAACACCACUUCUGGUUGCUCUUAUUAAAGGAGACUUAAAAGCUCUAUUCUCGUACGAAGAUCAUCCAUCAGAAGUUGAAGAAAAAUCUGUUACAAAAACUACUCAAACAGAAGUUAAAAAAGACAAAUAAAAACCUCCUUUAUUUUUAAAGGAAUGAGACGUCAUGUGAGAUGUUAAUGAAUAAAUGGAUACAUACAUUAUUGAGAACACAAGCGUGAUAAAUAUUAUGUCAGAUCUCUCACAAUUUAAAAUGAAGAAUGUCUAAGAUCACGUGAAAAUGUAUAAGCUAGAUGCAGUAAAAGAAAUAUUUUGAAUCUUAGGCAUUUUUUACUUUUUAGAAUGUGUGUAUAUUAUUUUUUUUAGCAAUGCAGUAAAAUGUAUUUUAUUGCAAUGGUAACAAUUUUAUUAAAAUUGUAACUUUUUUAUUGAAAUUGUUACCAUUAGAUAAAGUAGUGCAAAAAAUUGAUUUGAGUGUGCCUUGUGAUUCUAAGUUGCUUCUUUUUGGUAUUCAACCAAAACAAUUGGUUUUGUUUAUAUUAAUAUAAAUUUUAUUAUUACAAUUAAUUUCAUUCAAUUAAUUUUUUUAAAUUAUGGUUCUUGUUCUAUUAGGAUACACGAACCUAUCAAUCCCUUUCU